GUGGUUUGUUUUGACUGCCGCCCGGAAAAUCGAUGGCAUUGAGUGCAACAUUGUGGCAUCCGCCCAUCUGCCCAUCUGCCCAUUUGCCCACCGAUGUGCCCCGCCUAGUAAUGCUCCAGGUCCCGCAACGUUUACAACAGUUUAUGCAAACAAAUCUCUCACGCGCUCUUCGCCUCUCUGAAACGCUCUCCGUCCGUAUACUUUUGCGUACCCAAAGUCCGGAUCCGGAGCUCUGUCGGUCCGCCCGGGUUACAACUUUGUUAACUUCGGGCUUUUGUCUGUGCAGUCGGUAACCAGGACAGUAACCGGGAAGGAGUUACUUUGUUGCGUAUUAAUUGAUUUUUUCCGCAAACAUUUUUUGCUUCUUUGUAUAACUUCAAGUUCUCAUAAAAAGCGGUAGAAAGUUUGUCAUUAAAAGCACUUUGUAUUGAAGGAAAAUCGGCCAUCUAGGGGCCUGCCGACCGUGGCUGGGGAAAGCCCUAAAUGCAACAUUUCGCCGCCUGAACGAACAAUUGUGGAUACAUGUAGCCUUUCACGAAGUAACGCGAAACGCAACACAAAAUGUCAACGAACCCCAACCCCGGAACCCAUCAGUAUGCACCCUCCAUUUUGUCGGGGGAACGCGAGCAGGAACGGGAACGGGUCUCAAGCUCCCCGCAGCGCAACCUGCUUGAGUUCCUUUGCAUAUGCGUUGCCUGCAUCGUCUGCUAUUACAACAGUACUCAGUGCGGGCUGGUGUUCGAUGACAUCAGCGCAAUUAGGGACAACAAGGACCUGAGGCCGCACACACCGCUGAUCAAUGUGUUCCUGAACGAUUUCUGGGGAACGCCGAUGCGCAAGGAGCAGUCUCACAAGUCAUAUCGUCCGCUCACCGUACUGACGUUCCGCUUCAACUACUUGCUGCAUGCACUUGAGCCGUUUGGAUACCAUCUCGUCAACCUGCUGCUACACUUAUCGGUCUGCCUCUUGUGGCGUCGGGUCUGCCGGUUGUUGCUGCGUCAAUGUGCCGCUUCGGGCAGUAAUGCCAUUUCGCCCUCAUCCUCAUCGUCAGUCUCUCAACUCAACACAUGCGCUUUCGUGGCCUCGCUGCUCUUCGCCGUGCAUCCGGUUCACACGGAGGCCGUUACUGGCGUCGUCGGGCGUGCUGAAUUGCUCUCUUCCAUUUGCUUCCUGGCCGCCUUUUUAAGCUACGCGAAGUCCGUCGGCGACUCGGGUUGUCCUCGGCGCACCAAUUGGCUGGCGCUUUUUGGCUGCUUUGGUAGUUGCCUACUGGCCUCCAUGCUGUGCAAAGAGCAAGGCAUCACCAUUGCCGGCAUUUGCGUGGUCUAUGAGUUGUUCGUGGUGCAUAAGCUACGGCCACUGCACCUAUGCCAUUUUGUGCUGCGCCUGUUUGAGGAGCGGACCGAGCAGCAAUCGCCAAAGCUGUCGAAUCCGUCGGGUAUUCGACGCUGGUCCUCGUCGACGCUGUGGAAACGAUUGAUCUUCCUGGUUGGCAUCACGUUGGCCCUCCUGGUGGGCCGUGUAUACGUGAUGGGUUCACAGUUGCCCAUCUUUACGCGGUUUGAUAACCCAGCCUCUGCGGCGGAUACUCCUGAGAGACAACUUACUUACGGCUACCUCAUUUACCUGAACUGCUGGCUUCUACUCUGCCCAUCGCUGCUCUGCUGCGACUGGACAAUGGGCACUGUUCCGUUGCUGCAGGGAUUCACGGAUUGUCGCAACCUAACCACCUUGCUAACCUUCCUGGCGUUGGGGGCUAUGGUAGCCAAGGCCUGCUUCACCCGCAAUCUGGCCCUGUCGCGGACUCUUAUAAUGUGUCUGGGCUGGAUGGUGCUGCCCUUUCUCCCCGCCUCUAAUCUGUUCUUCCCCGUGGGAUUUGUGGUGGCAGAACGCAUUUUGUACAUGCCAUCCAUGGGGUACUGCUUAUUGGUGGCCUAUGGCUUUGGGCAGCUCCAGCGUCGUGGAAGCCUAAGCCUGCAACGCUUUUCACAAGCGGCUCUCGCUAUCUUGCUCCUCACGCACGCACUGAAAACGCAUCAACGCAAUUCAGAUUGGCGGACAGAGUAUUCCCUCUUCAUGUCUGGCGUGCAUGUUAAUCAGCGCAACGCCAAGCUGUACAACAACGUGGGACACGCUUUGGAGAACGAAGGAAAGUUCGAAGAGGCAUUACUCUAUUUCCAGCAGGCCGUGCGUAUUCAGACCGAUGACAUCGGAGCCCACAUCAAUGUGGGUCGCACGUUCAAUAAUCUCAAGCGGUAUGCGGAGGCAGAACAAGCCUAUAUUCAGGCUAAGGCACUGUUUCCACAAGCUAAGCCGGGUGUCAGCUAUCAUGCGCGUAUAGCUCCUAAUCACUUAAAUGUGUUCAUCAACCUGGCGAACCUCAUAGCCAAAAAUCAAACGCGUCUGGAGGAGGCUGACCAUCUCUAUCGCCAGGCUAUCAGCAUGAGGAGUGACUAUGUUCAAGCUUACAUCAACCGUGGCGACAUUUUAAUGAAGCUGAAUCGCACAGCUCAAGCACAGGAGGUGUACGAGCAGGCUUUGCUGUAUGAUAAUGAAAAUGCAGACAUCUACUAUAAUCUGGGAGUGGUUUUCUUAGAGCAGGGCAAGAGCCAGCAGGCGCAGGUGUACUUUAACAAGGCAAUCGAACUGUAUCCGGAGCACGAACAGGCAUUGCUGAACUCGGCUAUUCUGCUGCAGGAACUGGGCGGCGAGGAGGCCCGCCGGGUGUCCCGGUCUCGGCUGUACAAAGUUUUGGAGAAUGAUGAUCAGAACGAGAAGGUGUACUUCAACCUGGGUAUGCUGGCCAUGGACGAGUCAAGUUUUGAUGAGGCUGAGCAAUUUUUCAAGAGGGCUAUACAUCUAAAGGCAGAUUUUCGUAGUGCACUUUUUAAUCUGGCUCUGCUUCUGGCCGAUACGAAACGGCCUCUGGAUGCAGUGCCAUUUUUAAAUCAACUGAUUCGACAUCACCCCUCGCAUGUUAAAGGCUUGAUCCUUCUGGGCGACAUCUACAUAAAUCACAUGAAGGAUCUGGACGAGGCCGAGAAGUGCUACCGCAGCAUACUUCACUACGAUCCUCACAACACUCAGGGGUUGCACAACCUCUGUGUGGUGUUCGUGGAACGUAAGAGGCUGGCAAAGGCAGCUGCUUGCUUGCAGUACGCCCAACGGUUGGCACCCGCCGAGGACUAUAUUGGUCGGCAUUUGCAGAUUGUUCUUGCACGAUUGCAGAAAAUCAACAAGUUACCUGAGUCGGCGCCAGAGCGAAAGCUCGCGUAUGAGGACUAUGAUCCCCUUGAGUUUAAAUUGCCCCAGGAUCGACCGACGCAUAAGCCGCGCAAACGAUCGUAGCAGAAGCUGGCGUAAAUCAAAUAUCAGUUAUGGAGCAUGUAAAAAGACAAAAGUUGAGUUAGUGGAACUAAAGGUUCCCACAUUCUGUGAGACAUACGGAGUCUGAUAAAAAUAACACAAAGUGAAGAUGUGGAGUAUUCCACGCAAUUCCGUUGUACUUAUUAGUUAUUAACGUUAUUCUUUAACCAUGUACUCAUUUUGAAGAUAUUUAUACAAUUUUGUGUAUGGAUUGUGAAACCUGAUAUUCUUUUUGUAAAUAGAUUACGUAAUUUAUAUAUGAGGGCCUAGCGGUCUGGCAUUUAUUUAAAUAACGCGAGGACGUGUGCUAAAAUAAAUGAUACGUAUUAAACUAAAUACGAA
Drosophila erecta is the source of this 3708-nucleotide messenger RNA. It is a transcript of the gene Tmtc3, whose product is annotated as transmembrane and TPR repeat-containing protein CG4050. The record is from RefSeq and is a predicted model, not a curated record. The coding region runs from base 562 to 3348 and encodes 928 amino acids. The transcript has 4 exons. NCBI's taxonomy places the organism in Eukaryota, Metazoa, Arthropoda, Insecta, Diptera, Drosophilidae. Gene Ontology annotation, molecular function: mannosyltransferase activity; protein binding. Gene Ontology annotation, biological process: protein O-linked glycosylation via mannose. Gene Ontology annotation, cellular component: endoplasmic reticulum.